AUGGGAGCUGCCUACACCAUUCUCGGAAGAUCCGUGCCACCUCACUACUUGGCCCUUGCCACCAUCGGCGCUGUCGGCUUGGUGGUUGCUCCUAAGCCAUGGGGUAACGCUAAGGAGGCUCAUGCUCCAAUCAACGCUUCUUCCCCUGAGGAGGAGAAGUUUGUCAAGGAGUUUGUGGCCAAGCAUUCCGAGAAGCACUAG
Messenger RNA from Australozyma saopauloensis, 201 nucleotides. It is a transcript of the gene ATP19, whose product is annotated as F1F0 ATP synthase subunit k. The record is from RefSeq and is a predicted model, not a curated record. Bases 1 to 201 code for a protein of 66 amino acids. The transcript has a single exon. Lineage: Eukaryota; Fungi; Ascomycota; Pichiomycetes; Serinales; Metschnikowiaceae. Gene Ontology annotation, biological process: proton motive force-driven ATP synthesis.